Messenger RNA from Sipha flava (yellow sugarcane aphid), 1544 nucleotides. RefSeq lists its product as uncharacterized. The coding region runs from base 69 to 1460 and encodes 463 amino acids. Gene Ontology annotation, molecular function: chitin binding. Gene Ontology annotation, cellular component: extracellular region. The record is from RefSeq and is a predicted model, not a curated record. Lineage: Eukaryota; Metazoa; Arthropoda; Insecta; Hemiptera; Aphididae. The transcript has 3 exons.
AAGGAGGAGGACUCCAACUCUCGGACAGUAGUAUCUGAUCGAAUGCUGCAUGUCCUCCGCACAGUGUUAUGUACAAGAUGGACACGCUUAGUAGUAUCGUGUUUUGCAGUGUUCUGCUAUUGUGCCAAAACUUCGCGCAGAGUAUAAAUACAGACUCAAGAAAUCAAAACAUAUCGAUUAAAAGCCAAAAUGUAAAUGCAGUAUUAUCAACAGCAGAACGUAUUCGGCGCUUAGUUCCUUACGUGACGUAUUAUGUAGUGGGCAACAAUGACAAUGACAUAAAUUAUCAACAACAAAAUCAAAAUACAAACCAAAACACACCUAGGCCUCAGACAAAUAACUUUUACUACCAAAAUGAAAGGAAACCACAACAAAAUUCACCUACCCAUAAUCAACAUAACUUUCAAAUUUCAAAUCAACUCCCUCAACAACAUACAACGGCAACAUAUCUUAGAUUCCCUAGUUCUCCAAAAAUUAGAAGACCUAUUGUAGUACCAACAACUGAAAUACCAUAUACUAUUCAAACAGAAAAAACUUAUAAUUAUUAUUAUGAUUAUAUUCAAACUAGUCCCAGACCAAUUUUUCAAACAAAUCCCAGACCAAAUUUUCAACCAAAUCCAAUUCAAUACGACCAUGGAUUUUUACCAACUAUACCAACAAUACCAACUCAUUACUCAGUUCAAAAACAAGAGAUAUUUUCAACUAAAGGCAAAAAAUUAAGAAGACCCAAACCAAAAAUGCCAACAACACCAAUUGCAACUACAACAGAUAAAUAUGGAGCACUUAAUGAGCUGUUAAAUGAUUAUGAUUUGGGAAAUCGACUAUCAAAUAAGAUAACAGCAGAGAACAUCGGUUCCAGUAUACAAACAUUGUCAGCUGUAUUACAAAUAUUACAAAAUGAAGCAGAUGAACAAGUACAACAUAUGAAACCUAAGCCCGUAUAUCGCCCGGAUCCUAUUGACGAGUAUGAUUCAAGUUAUGAAGGAAAUCAAGGAAGACCCGGAGUAGAUUAUCCAAUACUCUCAGUUAUACCUAAAACUAGCUUUGAUUGUAAAACUCAAAGAUACAAAGGGUUCUUUGGAGAUCCAGAAACACAUUGUCAAGUAUGGCAUUAUUGUGAUUUAAAUGGUGGUCAAGCAUCAUUUUUAUGUCCAAAUGGAACCAUAUUCAAUCAAGUUACACUAACAUGUGAUUGGUGGUUUAAUGUGAAAUGUGAUACUACAGCUCAACUUUAUGUGUUAAAUGAACGCUUAUACAAGUAUAUAAUACCUUCCAAGCCCAGUUUUCCGGAGGAUUUUGAAGGACCUUUGGUAGAUAAAUAUUUAGAAGAUAAAUUCAAAGAAACUGAACAAAAGAGAAACCAACAAAGAGAACCAAUACUGCAAAUAAUGAAUAUAACUACUGUUGAACCAGAUACAGUUAGAACACCAUAUCAACAAUUGCUUGAUGUUGACACUUAAAUUUGAGACAUUAUGUAGUUUUUAUAUUACAAGUAUGAAUUUUAAUUUUAUGGUUAAUAAUAUAAUAUACAUGUUUGGUAAGUA